CUUACCCCGAAACGGAACAGGUGAUAGCAAGCAAUGGACCAAGAUUCACACUGCGCAGCGGAAAGGGAACUGUUGGAAGCUGUAAGCAGAAUUACUACAUCUUCUACCACAAGUCCAUCUGAUGAAGAAGCAAAUCAACCCAAAGCUGAAAUUUCAUGUCAAGUGAGAAAAGAAAGCCCAGGAAAAGAUUACACUCAAGAUUCCAGUGCAACCCUAAGUCCCAACUCUUCGAUGACCACUAAGGAGCUUCAGGAAUACUGGAGGAAUGAAAAAUGCCAAUGCAAACAAAUCAAACUCCUUUUUGAAAUCCCAUCAACCAGAAUUGUAGAGCACCACUUAUCGAAAUAUGUGAUGUAUAAAAUCAUCAUUUUGCAGACAGGGAGUUUUGACAGUAACAAGUCUGUGAUUGAACGGCGUUAUUCAGAUUUUGAGAAACUGCACAGAAAUCUGCUGGAGGAAUUUAGUGAAGAAAUGGAAGAUGUAACCUUUCCCAGAAAAACUCUAACAGGGAACUUCACAGAAGAAAUAAUCAAUGAAAGAAAAUUAGCCUUCAUGGACUACCUGAGACUCCUAUAUUCUAUGAAAUACAUCAGAAGAUCAAAAAAAUUUAUUGACUUUUUAACAAGGCCAGAGCUUCAGGAAGCAUACGGUUGCCUGCGGGGUGGCCAGUACACCAAAGCUCUGGAAAUCCUUUUAGAAGUCGUUGGGCUGCAGGAAAGGCUGACAAGAGGGAGCCCUGUUGCAAUUGUCCCUACUCUCUGUGCCAUCGUGGUGUGCCACAAGGACCUGGAAAACCCAGCAAGUGCCUUUGAAUACGGAGAAAAAGCUCUGUCACGCCUCCUUGUGCAUACCUGCCACAGGUAUUAUAUCCCACUGCUAGAAACAAUGACCACUCUGGCAUAUGAACUUGGCAAGGACUUUCUGUCUUUGCAAGAAAAGCUGGAAGAAUGGAAGACAAAGAAAGAUCCCAUACGGGUUUUUACCCUGAAAGAACUUGCAGUUCGGGAGUACGUACGGUGAACACAAGAAACAUCUAAUGUAAAAUUUCAAGAGCAAACUCUUGAAAGAGUGAGAGCUGGAAAUUAGCUGCUUGGCUUGCAUAACAUAUAUUAAUAGGAAAAUAAUUAAACAUCUUCUAUGUUCAUAGGGACAUUAACAUCUAUGUUGGAAUAUAUUACA
Molecule: messenger RNA, 1179 nt
Organism: Cinclus cinclus
Lineage: Eukaryota; Metazoa; Chordata; Aves; Passeriformes; Cinclidae
Gene: SNX20
Product: sorting nexin 20
Exons: 4
Coding region: 34-1020 (328 amino acids)
Biological process (GO): protein transport
Cellular component (GO): early endosome membrane
Molecular function (GO): phosphatidylinositol phosphate binding
Source: RefSeq, a predicted model, not a curated record